AUGGUUCUCCGCCACGCUCUACGAAUUACUGAUAGCAAGAUAAUGCAACGCUCGCUGCACACGAACGCAAUGGACAAGCUUCGUCCGCUGUGGCAGAAGCGGUGGUCGAUGCUCUCUACAGCUAGCUACACGAACGAAGGCUUGCAAGACGAGAGCGGAACCAUUGAAGUCGCAAAGAGACAGCAAGCAGUGCGCAGUGACAACUAUCAACUCGUGAUCGUGGGCACUGGUUGGGCUGGGUACCAAAUGUUUACAGAGUGCUCCAAACAUCUUGCGGAUAUCGAGAAGAACGUAGGCGGCAAGAACGUGGACAUCGUCAUCGUCUCCAUGCGGAACUCCAUCACGGAGCCAAUUCGCGACGGAAUGCUCCGACACGAAGGUGAUUUCCAUCUCGCCAGUGUCAAGGAGAUCGAUCCCGAGAAGAAGGAUCUGUUCGUCAAGUCUGCGCUGGGCUCUCGUCGAGAGUAUCCUAUCAAGUACGACACGUUGGAGCACGCGUUCUUCCUUAAGGAGAUCCACCACGCACAGAAAAUCCGCAACCGGAUUCUGGAAAACUUCGAAGUGGCUACACAACCUGGCGUCACACCUGAGGAGAAGGCACGUCUGCUGCAUUUCGUCGUGGUGGGUGGAGGCCCCACGGGCAUUGAGUUCUGUGCAGAGCUGUAUGACUUAGUGCUUCAAGACCUCCGACACAUGUACCCCGAAGUGUCCAAGUAUCUCGGUGUAACUCUGUUAGACUCUGGUGAAAUCCUAAGUGGCUUUGACAAGCAACUACGCGAGUCACGAAGCAGCAUGCGGAAUCCGCAUCAGAUCGAGUCACGAAGCAGCAUGCGGAAUCCGCAUCAGAUCGAGUCACGAAGCAGCAUGCGGAAUCCGCGUCACCGCUGA
This is a messenger RNA of Phytophthora infestans T30-4, 888 nucleotides long. RefSeq lists its product as uncharacterized. Lineage: Eukaryota; Oomycota; Peronosporomycetes; Peronosporales; Peronosporaceae. The record is from RefSeq and is a predicted model, not a curated record. Bases 1 to 888 code for a protein of 295 amino acids. The transcript is spliced from 3 exons. Gene Ontology annotation, molecular function: NADH dehydrogenase activity.